Otolemur garnettii (small-eared galago) is the source of this 4478-nucleotide messenger RNA. RefSeq names its product leucine rich repeat containing G protein-coupled receptor 5 (gene LGR5). The record is from RefSeq and is a predicted model, not a curated record. Gene Ontology annotation, cellular component: membrane. Bases 272 to 2995 code for a protein of 907 amino acids. The transcript has 18 exons. NCBI's taxonomy places the organism in Eukaryota, Metazoa, Chordata, Mammalia, Primates, Galagidae. Gene Ontology annotation, molecular function: protein binding; G protein-coupled receptor activity; protein-hormone receptor activity. Gene Ontology annotation, biological process: G protein-coupled receptor signaling pathway.
AACACAGGCGUGCGAGCGGAGAUGCUGCCCCACACCACGCAGGCCGCCUGCAGCAGCGAGCGCACCGCGCCUGCAGCGAGGGCUGCGCCGGAGGCCGGCGUGGCUGUCCCGGGCGCCUCUGUCCCCGCGGCUCCCUCCUCGGUGCCCCCGCCGGGGGCCAGGCUCGCGGCGCCCCGUGCCGCAGGCGUCAGCUGAGGCUCAGAAGCCCCAGAAGCAGCGCCCCCGCUGCACUCCGUCUGCGUCCGCCUCGUGGCCCCCUACUUCGGGCACCAUGGACACCUCCCGGCUCCGCGCGCUCCUGUCCUUGCCUGUCUUGCUGCAGCUGGCGGCCGGGGGCGGCUCGCCCAGGUCGGGCGCCCUGCCGCGGGGCUGCCCCACACACUGUCACUGCGAGCCCGACGGCAGGAUGCUGCUCAGGGUGGACUGCUCCGACCUGGGACUCUCCGAGCUGCCCUCCAACCUCAGCGUCUUCACCUCCUACCUAGACCUCAGCAUGAACAACAUCAGCCAUCUGCCCCCGAACCCGCUGCCCAGUCUCCGCUUCCUCGAGGAGCUACGUCUUGCUGGAAACGCUCUGACGUACAUUCCCAAGGGAGCAUUCUCUGGCCUUCACAGUCUUAAAGUUCUCAUGCUGCAGAAUAACCGGCUGAGACAGGUGCCCACGGAAGCGCUGCAGAGUCUGCGAGGCCUUCAGUCCCUGCGUCUGGAUGCCAACCACAUCAGCUACGUGCCCCCUGGCUGCUUCACCAGCCUGCAUUCCCUGAGGCACCUGUGGCUAGAUGACAACGCUUUGACAGAAAUCCCUGUCCAGGCUUUCAGAAGUUUAUCAGCAUUACAGGCCAUGACCUUGGCCCUGAACAAAAUACACCACAUACCAGACUAUGCCUUUGGAAACCUCUCCAGCCUGGUCGUUCUACAUCUCCAUAACAAUAGAAUCCACUCCCUGGGAAAGAAAUGCUUUGAUGGGCUCCACAGCCUAGAGACUCUAGAUUUAAAUUACAAUAACCUUGAUGAAUUUCCCACUGCAAUUAGGACACUCUCCAACCUCAAAGAACUAGGAUUUCAUAGCAACAAUAUCAGGUCGAUACCUGAGAAAGCAUUUGUAGGCAACCCUUCUCUGAUUACAAUACAUUUCUAUGACAACCCUAUCCAGUUUGUUGGAAGAUCUGCUUUUCAACAUUUACCUGAACUGAGAACACUGACUCUGAAUGGUGCUUCACAAAUAACCGAAUUUCCUGAUCUAACUGGAACUGCAAACCUGGAGAGCCUGACCUUGACUGGGGCACAGAUCUCGUCUCUUCCUCAAACCGCCUGCGAUCAGCUACCUAAUCUCCAAGUGCUAGAUCUGUCAUACAACCUGUUGGAAGAUUUACCCAGUUUUUCACUCUGUCAAAAGCUUCAGAAAAUUGACCUAAGACAUAACGAAAUCUAUGAAAUUAAAGUGGAGGCUUUCCAGCGGUUGCUGAGUCUCCGAUCUCUGAAUUUAGCUUGGAACAAAAUUGUCAUUAUCCAUCCUAAUGCCUUUUCCACUUUGCCGUCUCUAGUAAAACUGGACCUAUCGUCCAACCUCCUGUCGUCUUUUCCUGUAACUGGGUUACAUGGUUUAACUCACUUAAAAUUAACAGGAAAUCAUGCCUUGCAGAGCUUGAUAUCAUCAGAAAAUUUUCCAGAACUCAAGGUUAUAGAAAUGCCUUAUGCUUACCAGUGCUGCGCCUUUGGAGUGUGUGAGAAUGUCUACAAAGUUUCUAGUCAGUGGAAUAAAGGUGACAACAACAGCAUGGACGACUUUCCUAAGAAAGAUGCCGGAAUGUUUCAGGUUCAAGAUGAGCGGGACCUUGAAGAUUUCCUGCUUGACUUUGAGGAAGACCUGAAAGCCCUUCACUCUGUUCAGUGCUCGCCUUCCCCAGGCCCCUUCAAGCCCUGUGAACACUUGUUCGGAAGCUGGCUCAUCAGAAUCGGAGUUUGGACCAUCGCAGUGCUGGCGCUCGCCUGCAAUGCGCUGGUGUUGCACACGGUGUUCAGAGCCCCUCUGUGCGUCUCCUCCGUGAAGCUGCUGAUCGGCACGAUCGCCGCGGCCAACCUGCUCGCGGGCGCCUCCAGCGCGGCGCUGGCGGCCGUGGACGCCGUCACCUUCGGCAGCUUCGCGCGACACGGGGCGCGGUGGGAGAAUGGGGUUGGCUGCCGAGUCAUUGGGUUUUUGUCCAUUUUUGCUUCAGAGUCAUCUGUUUUUCUGCUUACUCUGGCGGCCCUGGAGCGUGGCUUCUCUGUGAAAUGUGCUGCAAAAUUUGAAACGAAAACUCCUUUUUCCAGCCUGAAAACAGCCAUUCUGCUGUGCGCCCUGCUGGCCCUGGCCACGGCCACAGCGCCCCUGCUGGGCGGCAGCGAGUACGGGGCCUCCCCGCUCUGCCUGCCCCUGCCCUUUGGCGAGCCCAGCACCACCGGCUACAUGGUCGCCCUUGUCCUGCUCAACUCCCUGUGCUUCCUCGUGAUGACCGUCGCCUACACCAGGCUCUACUGCAGUCUGGAAAAGGGGGAUCUGGAGAACGUCUGGGACUGUCCUAUGGUGAAGCACGUCGCCCUGUUGCUCUUCACCAACUGUACCCUCUACUGCCCUGUGGCUUUCCUGUCCUUCUCCUCUUUACUGAACCUCACGUUUAUCAGUCCCGAAGUAAUUAAAUUCAUCCUUCUGGUGAUUGUCCCACUUCCUGCAUGUCUCAAUCCCCUUCUGUACAUCCUGUUCAAUCCCCACUUUAAGGAGGAUCUGGGGAGCCUGGGAAAGCAAACGCACCUCUGGACGAGAUCCAAACACCCCAGUCUGAUGUCCAUUAACUCUGACGAUGUGGAAAAACAGUCCUGCGACUCCACCCAAGCCUUGGUGACCUUUACCAGCGCCAGCAUAGCCUAUGACCUGCCUUCUAAUGCCACGUCCCUGCCUGCUUAUCCAGUGACUGAAAGCUGCCAUCUUUCAUCUGUGGCAUUUGUCCCAUGUCACUAAUGUGUGAGAGAAAAAGUUUUCAGAAAGUGAAGAUCUGAAAAUGUGACACGGAGCUCGUCAGAGAAGUAGGUACGAAGAAACAGCUUGAAACUUAGUUUUAAAAACCAAAACAGAAAAAGACCUCUCAGUUAAUGUAAAAAAGCGGAAAACCUAUUGAUACUUGAGAGUAAAACAUGUCUAAAUGCUGCUUGUAUAAAUUUGUUUAGCUGAGGGAUAGAUCAGUCACACUAUUUAGGUGAGCGCAGAUCCAAAAAGCAGAUUGAAACGUUCUUCAAAAAUGAUUCUCCAUGAUUUUACUUUCAUUCUUUUUAAAUUCACCAAUAAUUUGGGGAUGGGAUAAGACCCCACUUGCUUCCAGAAUGAGUUUAUUUUUUAAGGUGGUUUCCUUAGAAGAUAGUUGGCAGCAUAAGGGCUUUAGAUGGCCUCCCUUACCAAGUGAGGGUUGUGACCAUGCUCUAAUCCUCUUUUUCCUUUCCUGAGAAAGGACCCUUCCAGGUCACCAACCACUUGGAUGGAUAAUGUGAGCCAUUAUUGACUCACUCACAUCCAGGUCAUUUUUAGAGACACCAGGUUUUAUGUAUGAGCACUAAAUCAUUCUACCCUCUAUGGAAUUACAUGGUUCACAAAUAUUUUGGAAGGAAAAUUGACCGAAAUUCUUAAAUUGCUAUGAGGGCAAUCACAUUCAGAAGUUCUUCUUGUCUAGUUCAUUUUUCACUCCUUGGUGGCCAAAGCUCAGAAGGAAAGUCUGUUGCUGGCAAUGGACAUACUUAAAAAGAUAGUGAACAAGCUGAGACUUUUAUUUUUUUCCUGAGUGAGUGCACAUUACUUUGCAAGAGGUUUUAUCAGUUGAUCCAAACCAAGGUGCAUCUUAAGAAAACAAUCAAAUGCAGGCACAGCAUAAAUUAAUUUCACUGAUAUAACCCCCACACUUGUGUCUCUAGUAGCUCUAGUAAACCCAACCUCUGAAACUAUUUGGAUUGGACAGAGGCUCAGUAACAUAUUAUCCUGUUUAUUUAGCUUGGUCUUAGCUGUGUUCUCUCUGGAUCAACCCUCUUCAUGUUGGGAACAUUACUUCUCUGCUUAUUCCAUAUUAAUAUAUGUUUUUGGUAUUUUAAGAAUCAAAUUAUUAAAGAUUAAAAGUCAAAUGUUAAUUCUUCACUUUCUUUAUCCUACAUGAGCUUCAACAUAUCCAAGCCAAAUGGGUGUUAGUUAGAUAUAUUUUUAUAUAAGCAUGUUUAUUUUGAUCAGAUACAUGCAUCAGAUGUUUUAUAAGAUGUGUAAAUAUAGAACUGUAUUUAUUACUAUAGUUAAGAUUCAGUAACAUUAACGACCAUGACAAUGAACCAUGUACAGUGGCGUGUUCUUCCAUCUCUGUUGUAUUUCUCUGCCCAUUCUCUUUGAUGUCACUAACUGUGUAUAUGUAAAUAUAUAGUUCUUGUAAAUUUGCUUUUCUAUUGGGUACAAAAUAAAUUUGUAAUAAAAU